Messenger RNA from Salvia hispanica, 1026 nucleotides. RefSeq names its product Got1/Sft2-like vescicle transport protein family. The record is from RefSeq and is a predicted model, not a curated record. NCBI's taxonomy places the organism in Eukaryota, Viridiplantae, Streptophyta, Magnoliopsida, Lamiales, Lamiaceae. Gene Ontology annotation, biological process: vesicle-mediated transport. Gene Ontology annotation, cellular component: membrane.
UUGAUUUGAUUAAACAAAAAAUUGUGAAAUUCUGGACAAUGUGGAGUUCUGGCCAAGAUGAUGAAGAACAGCAAGAUUACUUUGUUGAAGGGACUGAAGGUCUCUGCGCUCUAUCUCCUAUGCAGAGGAUAUAUGGGUUCGGUGCUUGUUUACUAGCUGGAAUUGUUUGUAUGCUCUUGUCGUUGAUUGUUUUUGCGAAACCCAUCAAAUUCGCGGUAUUAUUUACCUUUGGCAAUGUGCUGGCAGUUGGGAGCACAGCUUUCGUCAUUGGACCUAAGCAACAGCUCCGCAUGAUGCUUGAUGAUGCCCGUAUAUAUGCUACAGCAAUCUACGGCGGAUGUGUGAUCGUGGCUCUUGUUUGUGCUCUUUUGAUCCACAGUAAGAUUCUUACCUUAAUUGCCGUGAUAUGUGAAAUUUGUGCUCUAUUUUGGUACAGCUUGAGUUAUAUUCCAUUUGCCCGUAGGAUGGUAUCUGAUCUGACAAUCCGUCUCUGUGACACCGAAAUCUAGAUGACUUAAUGUGGCCAUCUUUUUCCUUAUUGCCUUCACAAAAUUGAAGCAUCCUCAUUUGGCUGGCUCUUGGCUCUCUUGAUAUGGCAAUAUUCCAUUUGUUUCUUUUUCCAGCGUAUGAUAAGCUGUUUCACUCCAAGUUUGUUGUGGGAGACUGACAUUUUUUUAUGAUUUUAUAGAUCCCCUGGCUUCAUAUGGUUUUAUUCAGAGCAUACUAUCUUCUGGAGGCUGUUCCUGGGAUAUGGAAAAUUUGCUUGAUUGAUUUGUGUGACCUUUUGUAUGUUGGUUGAAUCCACACUACCUGCUCCAUUCACUACAUGCCUUCAGUUAUAGCUUGAAUUUAAUCAAAUAUCUGUAUGGAGACUUCAUAAAGGAACGGAUAGAGUAUCAUGCGCUUGUUGCAAGUACACUGAUGUUGUCAAUGGCUGUGGUGCUCCUAUAUUGAGCACCCAAACCUAUAUCAUGUUUGUCUGCAGCCUCAUGUCAAGAGUUUCUUGGAUGGGAAUUUCUUUGUUGA